GUUAUUUAUAAAUAAUUUUGCUUUGAAUAAUUUAUAAUAAUAAACACACCAAAAUGCAGUCAGAAUCAGAGAUAUCAGAAUAUGAUGAAAAGAAAUUUGUAAUACCAAAAUAAACAAAAGACUUGAAAGCAUGUUAGUAAUGUGGAAUGGUUAUGACAAUGGAACAAUGGAAUAGAGAAGUAGAAUGUCCAAACUCUUGUAAUGCUUCUUAGACAAAAUUAUUUUCAGGGUAAAAUUUAGUUAUAAAUAAAAAUAGUUUAAUAUGUGUAUUGAAACCAUCUUAAAGUUGGGUAAUGAGAAAAUUGGGAAAUCCAAGAAGUAUUCAUCCAGGAUUAUAUGCAAUAGAUGUAUAAGCAGAUUGA
Molecule: messenger RNA, 362 nt
Organism: Paramecium sonneborni
Lineage: Eukaryota; Ciliophora; Oligohymenophorea; Peniculida; Parameciidae
Source: the annotation of a GenBank genome assembly